CAUUUGGUUGGAUAGAUAAAAACAGAGAAGAAAGAAUAUAAUAUGUUGGAAAAGACUUAAAUACUGACUGAAGACACCAAACUUCUCCCUCUUUUCUUUCUCUCUUUCUUUGCAAACCAAUCAGAAGAAAAGCACAAUAUCUCCCCAACCUUCUCUCUUCUCUCCCAAAGAACUGUAGUGUGAUAGGAUUGAAGGUGCCACUGAAAGGAAAGAAGGUCAUUGACGAAUUGCGGAGAUUUAAGAAAACGUAUGGAGUGUGAUGGGAUGGAUGAUAAUAUGGCGGAAUGGUCAAAUCUUCCCAAAGAACUAUGUGAUAAGAAGUUGCAUGUUCCCAAUAUUGGUGAUAAGGAAACAACUAUAUUAAUCAAUGUGGAUGAUGAUGGUGGAUAAAACAUGUGUUAUGAUGAUAUAAUGCUUUACAUGGGACAGCUUUAUGUUGUUGAUGAAAAGGGGACGAUUUUCUGGAUCAAUUUAUUGUCUUUGAAGUUGGUUCAGUUUUCACCAAAAUUGUAUGGUUAUGAUAAAAUGAAAUAUAGAUUUGUGAAUUCUGGUGAAGAAGUGUAUUUAACGGUGAGUUCAGAUAAAAAGAAGAAACAAUUAGUUGAGUAUGAUGGAAGUUUCUAUGUGGUUGAUUUGUAUAUUAAUUGUGAAAGCUAUACCAGGGAGGAUUACUACAAGGUUUUUUAUGCUAAAGUUUAUAAGCUUGAUCAAGAAUGGGGUAAUGAUUUGGGUGAUGUUUUGUUUGUUUUGGGUAAAGACUCAAACUUUUCAUUGUUGGCUAAAGAUUAUCAUGGAUGUCAAGGAAAUUGCAUCUACUUCUAUUCUAAAGGCACGGCUUAUUGUUUCAGAUUGGAGAAUUCAAAGUGUAAGCGUGUUAAUAACAUUUUUUGGCCUUGUCCAACUUUGUUCCAUUCUGUGACCAGUUAAUUUGUAAGUAUAAUUAUGCACACGAUGAUGAAAUAUGAUUUUAGUGUCUUGUGGUGUGACUUCUUUGGAAGCACACUUUUUAAUGAUUAGUAUGCUUUGUUUA
Cicer arietinum (chickpea) is the source of this 1030-nucleotide messenger RNA. NCBI's taxonomy places the organism in Eukaryota, Viridiplantae, Streptophyta, Magnoliopsida, Fabales, Fabaceae. The record is from RefSeq and is a predicted model, not a curated record.